UUUAUUUUAUUUUUGUAAUUUUUAAGAAACAAAAGUCUGCAAAAUUGUUUUCGAAUUGAUUUUUGAAUACUCAGUUCACCCUGACAUUUUUCGUUUCCUGCUUCUCCGCCAUUCUUGCUGCUCGUUGACCUUCCGAGUCCUGCCUCUUCAAUUCCUUUCUGCUGGCAACUCUCUCUCUCUCUCUCUCUCGCGCGCGCGCGCACGCACACACGCACAUAGACGACAUGCGUUCCUUCUUCAGGAUUGCCAAAUCCCAUGGAGUUGGGAUAUCCAAAUGGUAUGGUUUGGGGAACAAACAUCAUAUUGGAUUUCUUGAUGCCGAUAAACUUCGGUCUUUUUAUUCUCUUCAAUCCCAGAUCGAAUCCCUGCCGGCAACACUAUUGCGGCAGUCCCUUGUUGGGGCUGCGGCUAUGAGUGCCAAGGAGAGAUCAGUCUCAGCAAGAAACUCAAAGCACAGUGCCAUGGUAUUGUCUCGCCAGUUUGGGCAAAGUGGCCGCGACGACAUCGACAAGGGUACCCUAUUGAAUAGGGAUUUUCUGGUCCAGCUUUGGGAUGCAGACAGAAAAGCGAGAAGUUUCAGAGCUAAAAGGAAACGGAAGGUUGAUAAGCAACCCCUUUUCCAGCACCCAUUUGGGAGAUGGUUUUCCGGCGCUUCCAUUGCAAAAGAAAAAUCUCGUGGCCGGAAGCAACCACCUCCCAGUGAGCCUGUCACUGGUUUUCUGAAACCAGAAUCUCCAGAGGAGGUUCGGAUUGCGCCUCUUCUUGCCAGGUCCAAUUUGGUGAUUACAAGGGAUAUAGAAUGGGCAAAUCUUGCACUUGGCUUUGAGCAGGAAAACCGAUAUGCAAUAGUAGAUGUGUGCUACCCCCAGUCACCUGUGGGCUAUAUUCGUGAACAGAGUAAUCUGAUUGCUAGACAGUUACUUCGCUCAAGACGCCCUUUCGUUGCAUACAUAAUUGAUGCCUUGGGUAACGAGCUCUUUAGGAUUCGUAGGCCUUUUUGGUGGAUUACCAGCUCAAUUUAUGCAGAGGUUGAUGGCAGGGAAGUUGGUGUGGUUCACCGACGAUGGCAUCUUUGGAGGAGGAUUUACGAUUUGUACCUGGGGGAUAAACAGUUUGCAGUGGUUGAAAAUCCUGGCCUCUGGAACUGGACAUUUACUUUGAAGGACAUUGAUGGGAAAGUUCUGGCAGAGAUUGAUCGUAACUGGAGAGGUUUUGGCUUUGAGCUCUUUACUGAUGCUGGCCAGUAUGCAAUCCGAUUUGGAAGUGCUGAUCCCAGCUCCAAAACUGGACCUGCCUUGAUUGAAGAAUUAGAAGUCUUGCGUCCAUUGACUUUGUCUGAAAGAGCAGUAGCUCUUGCUCUAGCUGUGUCACUGGAUAAUGACUAUUUUUCAAGACAUGGUGGCUGGGGAAUUCCUUUCAUUGCGGUUGAGGAAUAGGACUUCAGAUUGCCACCGAGACUCCUUACCAUGUGCUGAUAGCUUUAUUAUUUUUAUUAUUUUUAAAAUUUUUAAUUUUUUCAUUUCUGUGUGAUUGUGAGGACCUGACAUUUGAACAUACAGAUUGUAUGCUUCUUCAACAUGAUUUACAAUGGCUAUUGCUUUAGUUGCCUAUUGUUGCCAUUUGCCCUUUAAUCUGCAAGAGCUGCCUAAAUAUAUAAUCAUGAAAGGGAAAUAUAUUCAUAUA
This is a messenger RNA of Malania oleifera, 1683 nucleotides long. Its product is annotated as altered inheritance rate of mitochondria protein 25. Gene Ontology annotation, biological process: plasma membrane phospholipid scrambling. NCBI's taxonomy places the organism in Eukaryota, Viridiplantae, Streptophyta, Magnoliopsida, Santalales, Ximeniaceae. Gene Ontology annotation, molecular function: phospholipid scramblase activity. The record is from RefSeq and is a predicted model, not a curated record. Bases 225 to 1436 code for a protein of 403 amino acids. The transcript is spliced from 11 exons. Gene Ontology annotation, cellular component: plasma membrane.